CUCAAGCCUUGCCCAAAUCAAAACUCCAAGACACAGACACAAUGAGGGGCAAACGCGCAAAACAAUACCGGAAGCUCAUGCAGCAGUAUGGGCUAAGCUUUGGGUUUCGAGAACCGUACCAAGUUCUGCUGGACUCGGGAAUCAUUAGAGAUGCGGAUAGGUUCAAGAUGGAUUUGGUGGGCGGGCUGGAGAGGACUUUACAUGGACAGAUCAAGCCUAUGGUAACUCAAUGUUCGAUGCGACAUCUCUACAAGGCAAAAGACGAACCUGGUGUGUCCUACUUGAUCGACAAAGCGAAGACCUACGAACGAAGACGGUGCGGUCACCAUCCAGACGAGUUUCCGGAGCCUUUGAGCGAGAAAGAAUGUCUAUCUUCGGUUGUGGAUCCUAAAGGAAGCAAGCAUAACAAGAAUUGCUAUGUGGUUGCGAGUCAAGAUCUAGAGCUACGGAAGAAUAUGAGGACGGUUCUGGGAGUGCCGAUGGUUUACAUCAAUCGAAGUGUUAUGAUUAUGGAGCCAAUGGCUAGUACUACAGUGGACAAUAGGGAGAGGGAAGAGAAGGGGAAAUUCAGGGCAGGCUUGAAGAGAGCAAGCGGAAGUCUGAAGCGGAAGCGAGAGGAUGAGGAUAGAGAAGACCAUAACGAGAGCGUCACUGAGGAUCUUCCCAAGAAAAAGAAGAAGGUCAAGGGUCCUAAAGGUCCAAAUCCUCUAUCUGUCAUAAAACCAAAGAAGAAGACUGAGGGGGACGGUUUGGCUUCAAUCAAAGGGAAAGAGAGCAAGGAUCGCACUGAAAUCUUGCCAAGUCUGGGGAAAGAUGAAGCAUCAGAUCAGACCGCGAAACGAAAGCGAAAAAGGAAACCCAAAUCUGGUGGUGAUGGUGAAGGAUUGUCGGCAAUGUCAGAAGUGGCUGAUGAUGACGACUGAAUCCAUUGGAAGGCGUUUUGACAGCAUUGCAAUACGAAUGUCAGGAAUCGGAAUAAAUACCCAAUAAAGAAC
Molecule: messenger RNA, 995 nt
Organism: Mollisia scopiformis
Lineage: Eukaryota; Fungi; Ascomycota; Leotiomycetes; Helotiales; Mollisiaceae
Exons: 2
Coding region: 42-923 (293 amino acids)
Cellular component (GO): small-subunit processome; nucleolus
Molecular function (GO): small ribosomal subunit rRNA binding
Source: RefSeq, a predicted model, not a curated record